GAAUGGUCUAUCUCCAAUUUUAAUCGCGACAGCAGUUGCAGCUCGUGGACUUGAUAUAAAAAAUGUUAUGCACGUAAUUAAUUACGAUCUGUGCAAAGAUAUUGAUGAAUAUGUUCACCGGAUUGGAAGAACUGCACGUGUUGGUAAUAAAGGGUUAGCGACAACUUUUUAUAAUGAAAGAAAUGCAGAAAUUGCGCACGAUUUAGUAAAAAUUCUAAUAGAAUGUAAUCAAGAAGUUCCGAACUUUCUGAAAUAUGUUGUAAACACAGAAGAUUUUUCUAAUCCACCAUGGGCAAACGAUUCUCAGUCUCAGCCUCAACAACCUCAACAAUGGGGCGAAAAACCACAGCCAGUAUCUCAGAUGGUUAAUAAUGAUAAUUGGACACAAUUACCUUCAAAUCAACAAAGUCAACAAUCAUAUCAAACACAACAACCUACAAAUAUAUAUUCACAAGGGCUGCCACAACAGGUAUCGCCACCACAAUAUAAUACUCCUCAAUAUAAUACAUCCCAACCCCAAUAUAAUACACCCCAACCUCAAUAUAAUAUACCUCAGCCUCAAUAUAAUUCUUCCCAGUCUCAAUUGAAUACUCCACCAAUUGUUAAUUUACCCAAGACAAACAGUCAAUUCACCCCAGUAACACAUACACCAUCGUCUCAUAACUCACAAUCUCCACCUCAACAGCAACAGCAACAACAAAAUUAUGGAAAUAAUAAUGGUGCAAACAGGAAUACGCGACCUCCAGCUGGUUCGGAUGGGUGGGGUGCACGAGAAAAUAUGCAAACGCAAGCAAGACCUUGGAACGAAAAUGAGACUCCAUGGAGCUAA
Messenger RNA from Dentiscutata erythropus, 829 nucleotides. Lineage: Eukaryota; Fungi; Glomeromycota; Glomeromycetes; Diversisporales; Gigasporaceae. The record is from the annotation of a GenBank genome assembly.